Meloidogyne enterolobii is the source of this 943-nucleotide messenger RNA. The record is from the annotation of a GenBank genome assembly. Lineage: Eukaryota; Metazoa; Nematoda; Chromadorea; Rhabditida; Meloidogynidae.
AUGAGUACAGAUGAACAACAAUCAAAUGAUCGAAUUCUUCAUGCAAAAAAUUUGUUGAAGAAAUUCCAAUCAAAGCACACUCAACGUGCCGAAGAUUUUAAUUCAUUUAAUUCUUCAAAUGGUUUGGAAAUUUGUAUUGACCAUAAUAUUUUACAAAAUUCAAAUAAUUCUUGCUCUUCCUCCCCUUCAAUUCUUCCAAAUUUUUCAAAAUCUGCGAGCGAAACGAGAACACUUUUAAAUGAUGGAAAUUUAAUUAAUGGACCUACUGGAAGUUUUACAAGUGAAUUACUUCCGUUUAAUCAAAAGGAAGCGGGAAAUCAGGUUAGGUGCUACUCUGUGCCUGAAAAUUUGAGAAUUGAAGAGGGAGAUUUGAACGGAUCAAGGAGUUUAUUGAUCCAAAAACAAGAAGAAUUGGCCACUGCUCUUUCAAAACUUAAUUCACUUCAUUCAAGUUAUUCAGAAUUAUAUAAUGCCUAUAAUCAAUUAGUGGAGAAAAAUAAUAAUGAUUUGGAUGGAAGAGAGACUCCAGUACAUAUUAACAAUCAAAUACAACAAUUACAAAUUGCUUUAACCCACUCAUUAGAAGAAAAAACUAAUUUACAAAAAGAAUUGAGAGAAUUAAAAACAAAAAUGGAAGAAUUACAAAAUUUAAAAAAUGCUCCUUUACAAAAUCAAAAAAAUGAUUUGUUGACAACUUCCUCGACAACAAAUUUAAUAAAAAAUGACAAUUUUUCUGAUUUACGUUUAGCAAAUAUUCAACAAGAAAGGGAUGAAUUACUUUCAACUGUUUCCAAUCUUUCACAACAAAUUGAAGAAGAAAGGAAAUUAUCUUCAAAUUUGGAAGCUAAACUUUUUUUGGCACAACAAGAUAAAAUGGAUACACAGGUUUUUUAUUCUAAAAUUUUAUUUUUUGGGGGUUUGUGGGCUCUUUAAAAGUAGAUGC